Messenger RNA from Indicator indicator, 2464 nucleotides. RefSeq names its product stearoyl-CoA desaturase (gene SCD). The transcript has 6 exons. The record is from RefSeq and is a predicted model, not a curated record. Gene Ontology annotation, biological process: response to fatty acid; unsaturated fatty acid biosynthetic process. NCBI's taxonomy places the organism in Eukaryota, Metazoa, Chordata, Aves, Piciformes, Indicatoridae. Gene Ontology annotation, cellular component: endoplasmic reticulum membrane. The coding region runs from base 2 to 1084 and encodes 360 amino acids. Gene Ontology annotation, molecular function: palmitoyl-CoA 9-desaturase activity; stearoyl-CoA 9-desaturase activity; iron ion binding.
CAUGCCUGCGCACUUAAUGCAGGAGGAGGAGUUCUCCUCCACUUCCAGCGCCACCAGCGUUGGUACUGUCACCUCCCGGGCAACCAGGAAUGGGGAUGCCGUCAUGAAGAAGGACUUACUGGAUCAUGACGACUUGGCAAGAGAGCGGGGCAUGGUAGAUGAUCUCUUCGAUGAGACCUACCAGGAGAAAGAGGGGCCCAAGCCUCCCUUGCGAUACGUCUGGAGGAAUAUCAUCCUCAUGAGCCUGCUGCAUAUAGGGGCCAUAAUUGGAUUGACACUGAUACCUUCUGCAAAGAUCCAGACACUGGCAUGGGCCCUUCUGUGUUUCUUGGUGAGCGCUCUAGGGAUAACUGCUGGAGCUCACCGCCUCUGGAGCCAUCGGACCUACAAAGCCACGCUGCCCCUGCGGAUCUUCUUGGCUAUUGCAAACUCUGUGGCCUUCGAGAAUGAUAUCUACGAGUGGGUCAGGGACCACCGUGUCCAUCACAAGUUCUCUGAGACGGAUGCGGACCCACACAAUGCCAAGCGGGGCUUCUUCUUCUCCCACAUCGGCUGGCUGCUGGUGCGCAAGCACCCGGACGUCAUAGAGAAGGGCCAGAAGCUGGACCUGAGUGACAUAAAGGCUGACAAAGUGGUGAUGUUCCAGCGAAGAUUCUACAAGCCCUCGGUGGUGUUGCUGUGCUUCGUUGCGCCCACUGUAGUGCCCUGGUACUUCUGGAACGAAUCCAUCAUCAUCAGCUUCUUCAUUCCAGCCAUCCUGCGCUACGCUCUAGGGCUCAAUGCCACUUGGCUAGUGAACAGUGCUGCUCAUAUGUAUGGCUACCGGCCGUAUGAUAAGAACAUCAACCCACGGGAGAACCCCCUGGUCAGCCUAGGGGCUCUAGGAGAAGGCUUCCACAACUACCACCACACCUUCCCCUAUGACUACUCUACCAGUGAGUUUGGCUGGCACUUCAACUUAACCACAGCCUUCAUUGACCUCAUGUGCCUCCUGGGGCUGGCCAGUGAUCGCAAGAAGGUCUCCAAGGAGGUCAUCAUGGCUCGGAAAUUGCGGACUGGAGAUGGAAGUCACAAGAGUGGCUGAGUAUCUACUCCCUUUCACACAUACAUCCACACCUCUCCUUCCUCCUGUUUUUCUCCUUUUCCCUUCCUUACCCCUCUGAACACGCUGGACAAAGGUGUAAUGUUCUGUUUACUAACUACUGAAUAAUGCUACCAGUUUGCUUAAGAUAAUGAGUUUUAACUCUCCUCCCAUGAUGUAUUUUACAUGAUGUAUUUAAGAUCUAGGACUCUGCCUUUAUAACACAAGGCCACCCUUUUCCCUCCUCUCCUCCUUUCCAUUCAUUCUUUCAUCGUUCAACCCCAUCUCCCACUUUACAUUGUCCCAGUCUCUCCCUGGCAACAGAACUGGUAGGAAACAGCCCAGGGAAGCCCAUUGUAUCCAGCUAUGUACCAUGAAGUUAAGGGAAGCCUGUACAAGCCUGCACCAGCCUGCUCAAGAGUUGAGCCAAAGUCAGUGACCCUCACUUUGCAACCUUAUCCCCAAAAUCUCUUCUCCUGUCCCUCGUACUUUCUCAUGGGCUGCAGAAAGAUGUGUCAUGGCUAAGCUGUUCUACCCAGGAAAAGCAGCCCAUCCUCUUCCCUUGCCGUCAGGAGUGUUUUCUCUUUCCAAAACGGAAAGUGUUCUUCCACCACACAGCCUCUGGUUGGGAAGAAGAAUGCCCCCAGAUUUUCUCAGAACUCCAGCCAGGCCCACUGGUGGCUGAGGUGGGUCUGGUGGGAGCCUUGGUGGCCUUAUCAUUUCCUCCCUCUGGCAUCAAAGCCUCCCUUCCUGCAUGGUUUGCUGUGCCCCAUGCCACCAGGGACUGAAGGCAGAGCCCAGCUCCAGGCUCCAUAGCCCCUUUGGAGAGCUACAGUAAGGAGGGUCAUAGAUAGAGGGGUGUGUCACUGGCUGGUGUGGGGCAGUACCACUCCAGGGUGGUUUUGUUCACCGCCACCGAUGAAAUUUUUGUCAUCAAACAGGACUUUGCCAAAAUGGAGAGGGGUAGAAAAAUGUAAACCAAAGCUGUACCACUGAGUUAAGCUGCUUUAUGUGCUGGAGGAAGAGGGUCCUCGCUGGGUGGCAGGCAGGCAGAUAUCUUGGUGUCCAUGUCUGCCCUUUAGAUCCACAUUCUGUGCUGAGUGCAGAGACAAGGCAAGGGGUAUACCUGCAGGGUGAGGAUGUCUGCAGGAGCAGUCUCUUCAUCCUCAGGGGCUCUGCUCAGGCAAUUAAGUGCUUGAGAGGCACAGAGGCAGAGCCAGGCAGCACCAGAAGCCUGAGGAAGUCGAGACCUCCAAAGAUGAUAUACUGCUGCCUGUAUAGCCUGGGGUCCACCAGGGUGGUUUGCCAUUCCCUGCUCCUGUGAUGGAGCAUGAAGGGGAGUGAAAGCAGGUCCACAUUAGUUCCUUAGCUUGUCUCCCCACC